Sphaeroforma arctica JP610 is the source of this 712-nucleotide messenger RNA. RefSeq lists its product as hypothetical. Gene Ontology annotation, cellular component: endoplasmic reticulum membrane. The annotation marks the transcript as partial. The transcript is spliced from 5 exons. Lineage: Eukaryota; Ichthyosporea; Ichthyophonida. The record is from RefSeq and is a predicted model, not a curated record.
AGCUUACAGCAGGAGAAGUUGCUACUUCCGCGUACUUUAGACCAAGCGCGAGACCUAGGCGACGUGCUGCAGGAACUACAGAAAGACAGUCCGAUCGAUGUCAUGCUGUCUUUCUUCUUACUUUAUGUCGCUCUCCAGACGUUUGCAAUCCCCGGAUCCAUUUUUUUGACGAUCCUUUCAGGGGCACUCUUCUCAUUCCCAGUGGCCGUGCUCUUAGUAUGUACGGCCGCUGCCAUGGGAGCGACAUUCUGCUACUGUCUGUCCUACAUAUUCGGGAAGGGGCUGGUCUUGCAGUACUUUCCGGAGAGGGUGGAGAGUUGGCAGCGUCAGAUACAACACCAUCAUAACGACAUGGUGAACUACAUCAUAUUCCUCAGAGUCACACCUCUUCUACCGAACUGGUUCAUCAAUAUUUCAUCCCCCGUUCUACAUGUCGCCGUAUGGCCUUUUUUCAUUGGCACCUUCAUCGGAGUCGCGCCACCGUCGAUAUUCUUCAUACAGGCAGGGCAGGUGCUCUCGUCGCUCGGCAGCACAUCGGAAGUCAUCGGCCCGGGCCGUGUGGUGCUGCUGCUGUUGUUAGGGCUUGUGUCUUUGGCACCCAUCAUAUUCAAGAAGAGAUUUGCUGCGUAUGGCGCGGGUCAGGGGGAUAGGCCCGACUAAUUCAGGUCAAUCGGUGGAUGCAAUAAAUAAAUAGAGUUUAGUAAGAAUCGGU